Molecule: messenger RNA, 2514 nt
Organism: Grosmannia clavigera kw1407
Lineage: Eukaryota; Fungi; Ascomycota; Sordariomycetes; Ophiostomatales; Ophiostomataceae
Product: topoisomerase 2 associated protein
Exons: 2
Coding region: 1-2514 (837 amino acids)
Biological process (GO): P-body assembly; deadenylation-dependent decapping of nuclear-transcribed mRNA
Cellular component (GO): P-body
Molecular function (GO): RNA binding
Source: RefSeq, a predicted model, not a curated record
AUGUCAUUUUUCGGUUUCGAUCCUACGCGGCACAACGCUUCCGCGCCGGGCUUCUCCCAGAUUAAUGACCCGUUUGCGGGACUCUCUAAUGCUGGUGUCGUUGCCGACGAAGCCCUCGAUUUCGACGAAUACGACGGCCUUGGCGACAACCUCGAGGAAACCGGUGAUGCCUUCAACGAUGACACGUUUGGUGAUGGCGCAAACGACGCCGGGCCAAGCAUCUCGUCCAAAGUAGGCAGCGACUUCGACUUCUUCGGCCAGACGGCUAAAGUAGCCGAUGCCAUAGAAGAAGAGCAUGCUCGCUUCCACCGUCUACAGCCGAUGGCGAAAGCUGCCGCAAGUCAUGAAAGGGCUGCACCCCAAAACAACCAGGGCUAUGCUUUCUUCGCGCCAUCUUCUUCUAGGCCUGCUCGGUCUGGCUAUGAGAAGUACAAGGAGCCGGAACCAGAGAUGGAGGUUGAUGCUGCCCUGUGGGGAGUAGCCCCGAAAAAGCCUGCUUUGUCUUCAUCGUUUGGUCAAGAUCCCAAGGCUGCCGCACCUGGCGGCCGUAAAAUAAUGAGUUUGGAGGAGGUUGAGGCCGCCAUGCGUGCAAAGUCGAAGCCUGCAGUAUCUCAGCCCCAGGACUACCAACAGCAGGUGCUUUCUUCUGUGGCACCUGCUCAGCCGACGGACUACGGGUAUGCUGUCCUCCCAGAAUUUGCGGCGCUGGGAGAUGCCAGCCAGCGACAGGGACACCCGAUCUCCAUCUUGCAACGUCCUCAGUCGCAGCAGAUGACUCCCGCAACAGCUCAGGCCUCCAGCCCGGCUCAAAUCCCACUUCAAUAUCAACCUACUGCAUUUCACCAGGCUCCCGGCCCGGUCCAGCCAACGCAGAUUCUUCAGAACCCUGACCGGCUCUCUGGAGGAGAGAACUUUGGUCUUCAGGGCUAUCCUACUCAUCAACGCCAACAAAGUUCGCAUUCUGGACCUGGACACAUCAUCACGCACCCAUCGCAAGUGGCGAACCUCUCUGACGAGGAAAAGGCAGCGUACUUGGAGCAGGAGGCCAAGCGGGCAAAGCGAAACCACAAGAUAUUUAUCUUGUCGAAGGACAAUGGUUUGAUGACGCCCCAGGACAAGAGCUUUGUGACCAGAAUUCAACUCCAGCAACUGGUGUCUGCAACGGGCAACCCCAAUGAGCACGGCACCGACGAAGCUCUGAGGGAGGAUUUUUACUAUCAGGUCCUGAGCCACAUUCGUGGCAGCAGUCGCCAGCACCCUAGCCAGCCUCUAAAUAACUUCGCCCAGACUUAUCUCUUUCAAACGGGCAGCCGAAUGAACUCGCGCAGGUUUCUCAACCGUGAGCGUGGAGCUGAGAAUCACAUGCAGCGCAUGGAGCAGCAGGUACAGCGGGCUGUCGAGGCCGCGAAGAACAGGCCAAAAAACAAGCAGCUGGUUAUCGAGGGGUCGCUAGGCAAGAUCUCUUUCAGCAAUGCCAAGACGCCCAAGCCACUGUUGAACAUCAAGCGUGAAGAGAACGGCAGUGCGGCGGGAAGCCCUGACGUGAACCACCGUCCUGUCAGUGCGCAUAAGCAGUCUCCCACUAGCACUGGCGCCCGUGCCGUGGAUCGGAAGUCGGUUUUGAGCAGCAUUGAGAAGGUGUACAUGACGUUGAUGCAGCUGGAGGACCACGGCCGCAAGAUGCCGCCACCGGUGUCGGACCCGAACGACAUUGACCUGAUGCAACGCCAGCUUGAGUGGUCGGAGACGGCCCAGCACCUGAGCGCCCAGCUUUGGCGUGAGCUCAAGGUGCACGAGCCGAUUGGAGAGUUUCCUGUCCACCCGUUCAUUGCGUUCCUGUCUAUUCCCAAGGGCAAGAAGGCGAUCCCCCGCGUGUUUCAGCAUCUGUCACAUGAGCUCCGGGCGACGGUGUUGACAAUGAUUGUGGUGCACCUGGAUCAGCUCGACAUUGUUCGCCAGGCGCAGGUUAACAACGAUGUUCAGCUGAAUGCUGCGCUCCGCGAAAGCAUUGAUCUGUUUAUGCGAACUGUCAUGAACACCCUCUUUGGCUUCAUGAACGAUCUCCCGCUGGAUCUUGUCACAGGCGUCCUGGGCCUUAUCACCAACCUCAAAGUAGACGUGAUUGCAAAGUCGCGCGUCGGUACCUCCGUUCUGACUAUGAUCCUUAGCCGCGCCGAGAUUCUGAAGCAGAGUGGCGCUGGUACCUCUCAACAAUGGCAGACUUGGGAAAUUGCAUACACCAACUUCUUUAACGUCCUAGAGCCAAUUCUCCCUUAUAUUUUCCCGGGAACGGUUUCCUCUGGCGAGGACAUGUAUGUGUGGCAGCUUCUGGCAGCUCUUGGUAUCGGUGCAAACCCGGACCAGCAGCAGCGCCUCGUGCUGUCUGUCAAGGACCGGGUCAUGGACACGGUCGCCGUGGCAAAGACGCUGCCGGUCGAUCUGUCGACGCAACGUCUGCAGAAUGUGAACCUCUUCAUGCGGUCCAUUGGGCUGGACGUGGAGCUUCUGCAAUGA